Messenger RNA from Botrytis fragariae, 1539 nucleotides. RefSeq names its product putative homoserine o-acetyltransferase protein. Gene Ontology annotation, molecular function: homoserine O-acetyltransferase activity. Lineage: Eukaryota; Fungi; Ascomycota; Leotiomycetes; Helotiales; Sclerotiniaceae. The coding region runs from base 1 to 1539 and encodes 512 amino acids. The transcript has 3 exons. The record is from RefSeq and is a predicted model, not a curated record. Gene Ontology annotation, biological process: L-homoserine metabolic process.
AUGGCAGCUUCAUCUCAAUCUACUGGUUCUGCGGGAACAGAAUCCAAUGCACCAAGAUACGAAAGAACGCAGCAACAACCCGAGAACCCAUUUGCAUCCCUCAUACCCGACCAAACUAUCGCCAUCAUCCCAUCCUUCACAUUAGAGUCCGGCGAAACCUUACACAAUGUUCCAUUGGCAUACAGCACCAGAGGAAAACUUUCACCUAAUCGCGAUAAUGCCAUGGUAAUAUGCCAUGCCUUGACCGGGAGUGCAGAUGUCAGCGAUUGGUGGGGACCUCUUCUAGGUGGACCUGGUCGAGCAUUUGAUAUAUCCAGAUUCUUCGUGAUAUGUAUGAACAGUUUGGGAAGCCCUUACGGGAGUGCAAGUCCUGUCACUUGCAAGAAUGGGGACCCAAAAAAUGAAAGAUAUGGCCCUGAGUUCCCUUUGACAACUAUUCGAGAUGAUGUCAACAUUCACAAACUUCUCUUGGACGAGUUGGGAGUUCGACAAGUAGCAGCGGUUAUAGGGGGCUCUAUGGGAGGUAUGCUGGUACUUGAAUGGGCAUAUUUUGGCAAAGAUUAUGUUAGGGCCAUUGUGCCAAUCGCAACAUCUAGCAGACAUAGUGCUUGGGGAAUUAGUUGGGGAGAAGCCCAAAGGCAAAGCAUCUAUGCGGAUCCAAAGUACGACGAUGGCUAUUACCCAUUCUCGGAUCCUCCAACAGCAGGGCUGGGCGCGGCGCGCAUGUCUGCGUUGCUCACGUAUCGAAGUCGAAACUCAUUCGAGGCAAGGUUUGGACGAAACAUACCUGAUGCUUCAAAAAAACAGACCAUCAGCGAAAGCCAACAAUCCGCCACCGCAUCGGAUAUUCACAGGGCAAUUCACAAUGAUGGACACAGACAGACCAGAUCCCCAAUAUCUUCGAGACCUGGAAGCUCAGCUGCCAUUUCAACCAUGACCAGUGAAAACAUUACUGCCAACGGUGGUAACCCUGCAAACUUUACCGACCCGCAAUUUCACGGCGCAACUCCCUCAUCAUCCCCACCACCAGACCGACCUGUUCCUAAGCGCAAGUCAACCUCUCAUUACUUUUCCGCGCAAUCCUAUCUUCGUUAUCAAGGUGAAAAAUUCGUCAAACGUUUUGAUGGAAACUGUUAUAUUGCUAUCACCCGCAAACUGGAUACUCAUGAUGUGUCAAGAUAUCGAGUGCCGGCAGAUUCAGCGGACCCUAUUGCUGAAGCCCUUUCACAAAUCCAACAGCCAACGUUGGUACUCGGUAUUGAGAGUGAUGGACUUUUCACCUUUGAUGAGCAGAAAGAGAUUGCAGCUUCAGUACCAAAUGCACGCCUUAGAAAGAUCGAAUCCCCUGAAGGCCAUGAUGCAUUCUUGUUACAGUUUGAACAAGUCAAUCAACACAUUCUGGAAUUUUUGAAUGAAGUCUUACCCGACAUUAUGGGAGCUCCUGGCAUUGAAGGAGUUGAGGCUGAAGACGGAGUGGGGGCUGUUACCAAAAGCAGUACCUUUGGAGAGGUAGAAGUGGAUGACAUUACAGCAUGGUAA